AUGUCCUAUGAAAUCAAGCGAACAACUCGAGCGAUCAGUCAGAGGGUAAUGUUGCGAGACGACGAAAAUGAGAAUGACCAACAUCUUUUACCUAUAGGUAAUACCAUGAUCAUCGCAAGACCAACAGCAAUUAAUAAUCCCCACCAAGAAGAGGAUAACAUGAGAAAUCGCCGCCGUGAAAGAUAUGAAGGAGUAAAAAUAUCCAACAGCAAACGUCACACUUAG
This is a messenger RNA of Acaulospora colombiana, 225 nucleotides long. Lineage: Eukaryota; Fungi; Glomeromycota; Glomeromycetes; Diversisporales; Acaulosporaceae. The record is from the annotation of a GenBank genome assembly.